Molecule: messenger RNA, 2559 nt
Organism: Ectocarpus sp. CCAP 1310/34
Lineage: Eukaryota; Phaeophyceae; Ectocarpales; Ectocarpaceae
Source: the annotation of a GenBank genome assembly
AUGUUUGAGUCUGGAUUUGCCAAUGUCUUCGAUGAUGUUGCUUUCGCCGUUCCCGUUAUGGCCCCGGGCAAGCGCCCUUUUUCGGUGGGGAAACCCACCAAGAUUAUUGACGUUAACCUUCUCCAUGUUUCGUCCUCCCACGCCAAUGAGUUUCUUUUGCGUGAGCUUGCGAAGCAGCACGGUCUCCGACUGACCGGUGUUCUGCGGCCUUGUGGUGGAUGUCUGCAGGCGAAGGGGAAGAAGGCGGGCGUGCCUCACCAAUCGGGCACGCGCGCGGAGCGGCCGCACGAUCUUUGGCAUAUCGAUCUUUGUGGGUCGAUGACGGCCUCGCUGGGGGGGUCGUUUUUUAUUAUCAUGUUCGUGGACAGCUUCUCGCGGUGGAUGAAGCUGCACGGGAUGAGGCGCAAGUCGGACACCCUCGCCUUCGUGAAGAAGUUCCUCGCCGACAUGAGUGGCACCGGUGUCCCUCAUUCUUUCCGGAUGGACAACGGGGAGGAGUUCGUCAGCCGCGACUUCAUCAACUUCUGCGACAACGCCGGCAUCCGCCGUACGUACACGGCGCCGGGCACCCCGCAGCAGAAUGGUCCGGCGGAGAGUGCGAUCUGGCGCGUGAACAAGGCCGGCCACGCCGCUCGUCUCGAGGCACGCCGCCUGUUCCCCAAGAUCGACUUCACCCGCGUCCCCGGCUUCGGGCGCGAUGGCGAGCGACUUUGGCUAGAGUCGUGUCACUGGGCUGCCGGCGGCUUCAACCGUUCUCCGACCAAGGCAAACGUCGGGUACAAGUCGCCGCACGAGCUCUUCACCGGCCGUCCGCCCCCGCUCCAGAUGGUCCCGUUCUUGCAGCCGGGGUACAUGCGUGAGAUGCGCGCGCGGAAGAUGGAUCUCCAGGCAGGGAGAUUGAGGGGUCGGGAGGUGCGUUUCCAGGAUGGGGGGGCCGAGCGGUCGAAGUCACCUGGCGGGAGCGGCGACGCUCCCGCCCACCGCUUCGGGCUUGUAUCCCUGCAGGACAAGGCAACGCUCCUGUCGACUCUCACCACUCGCAGCAUCGUCGAUAGGGGGAGAAAGGAGAUCCCGAGUUCAGCCGGAGGACGUGAAGGAGCGGAGCCGGGGGGGCGAGGGCGGGGGGGCACAAAAACAGAAGGACUGCGUGAAGAAGUCCCGUUUUCGUGCGCCACCUUGCUUGCCUCCCGCGAGGACAUUGAUCGCACGAUGAGGGAUUUAAAUCCCCCGCAACCAGAGAGUGUUAUCAAGGCCAAGUGGGUGUUUAACUGGAAGUCUGAUGAGUAUGGAUGGCCGACUAGUGUGAAAUCACGGCUACUAGCGAGAGGAGAUAUGCAGCGAGUACACGUAGAUUGUGGAGAGACGUAUGCACCGACUGUAGCGGUUUCUAGCGUUCGCUUGUUGGCAGCGAUUGCGUGUGAGCAAAAUCUUUCUCUUCGUCAUUUUGACAUCAAGCAAGCAUUUGUCCAGUCGGAUUUGGAUGAGGAUGAUUUCGUGCGGCUGCCAGAGGGAUGUGGUAGAUUGUCAGGCAUGAAUGUAAAGUUGAACAAGAGUCUGUAUGGCCUUAAGCAGGCAUCAAGGCAAUGUUGGCGAGGGACUUUGAAGAUCUCGCAGCAGACGUACGCUGAAGAGUUGGGGGUGGAGUUUGGGGUAGAGUACGGGAAGGAAAUUCCUCUUCCUGUAGGGUUGAAGUUUCAGAGGUUGACCAGGAUGAAGAAGUGGUAUCAUGGUCUUGGCGAGCUGAUAGGAUCACUGAUGUGGCUGACAACACAAACGAGGCCAGAUAUCGCGAAUGCAGUAAGAGCGGUAGCACGGUACUGUGCUCUUCCCAAAGAAAUUCAUUGGAGAGCAAGUCUUGGUAGUUUGGGGGGGAUUGGUGAUGUGUGGGGGGGAUGUAUUUCUUGGUUUUCAAGGACGCAGAAGUGCGUUACGUUGAGCACGACAGAGGCGGAGUAUGUCUCUCUUGCGGAUGUGAUGAAGGAAGUGUUGUUUCUGAGGCAGGUAUGGCGUUUCAUGUUGCCAGAAGCAGGAAUGCCGGGUAUUCCGGUGUUCGAGGAUAACCAGGGGGCUAUUCAGUUGGCGCAGAACCCGAUUAGCAACAGUAACUCGAAGCACAUCGACGUAAGGCACCACUUUAUCAGGGAACUGGCCGACACGCUCUUUGCUGAGACCACAGUCAGCAACUCGCUUGCCGGGGAGAUCGCCCUCAAUGUGGCCAAGACAAAGCUAUCCGAGCACCUCGGUCUCUACCUCGACAAGGAGCUGUCAGAGUAUUGCUUCGAUGAAGACAGCCGCGCCCGGCGUGACCCGCAAACCUUAUCCUUCACAAACCGCCUCAAAGCGAACAUCGACGCGCUGGUGACGGAGGCCCAAUCGGCGCCGGAAGCAUUCUCCCCCGCCCCGCCGAUGUUCUCCAGGGAGGUGGAGGACGGCCUGCGCGAGGCCAUCGCGAAAGACCUUCGCCACACUUCGGAGUUGGAGGAUCAGCGGCGAUCCCUUUCAGGGAAGCAGAAUGUUUUUGCUGCUGCAUUGGCCGCUGUUACCGGGCCAGGCAAAUAG